AGCAUAAGAAGUGGAAUGGCGAGGCGCUGUCUCUUUCUCCCUCUCCUUCUUCUCUGGCUCUGCUGUACCCGGAUUACUAGUGGCCAGAUUAAUGGAACAGUCAUUUUAUCUCGAUUUAAUUCCACGUCGAGUUCUUUCUCAUCCGGGAUAGUCAGAGUCUAUUACAAUGGCUGGGGUAACAUCUGUAAUGAUGCGUACUUUCAUUAUGUUGAGGCCGUUGUCAUAUGUCAUCAGUUGGGAUUUGAUUCAGAGAUUUCUUAUUCUACCUCUGGGCAGAACACAAUAUAUGGUACAGAUUAUCUACCUACAGUAUGGCAAGGCUUAGAUUGUGGCAGUUAUUUUCUCUCAGUGUCUCAGUGCUUCUAUUCCACUGAGAUUGAUCACCAAUGCAGCUCCAAUAGUCAAGAUGUAAUAGUCCAAUGUUCUAGUACUAAGAUAUGGGAUAACCCAUUCCUUGGAAUGAUACGUCUACAGGGAGGGUAUUACUCUAAUGAAGGUCGUGUUGAGCUAUACUGUAAUGGACAAUGGGGAACAAUAUGUAACAAUGGGUUUGAUUCUACUGAUGCCAACACACUCUGCAGGCAACUAGGAUAUGAUACUUGUGUCUCGUAUACUUCCUCUUCUCGUUAUAAUCUGAGUCAACCAGUGUGGAGUAAUAAUAUGUACAGUGUUUCAGGGACUGGUUGUUUUGGUGAUACUAAUGCUUGCCCACUUCAGUCAAUAUCUAACUGCUCAUCUCAAAUCAGUCUUAUGUGUGGUGAGAGUUCACUCUCUAUUAAAUAUGCUGCGACAAAAAGUCUUUGCUCUCAAGUUAUGCAGAAUAAUAAGUUGCUUACUUCGCUGGUACUGUUUCGUAACAAUGUCACGUCAGCUUUGUUCACUUCUGGCAUCAUUAGAAUCUAUGGUUCUUCCUGGGGUAACAUCUGCUAUGAUUACAGUUUUAGAGCCAAUGAGUCUCAUGUUGUGUGUCACCAGUUAGGAUACACUGGAGCCUCAAGCUACUCUAGAGCUGGACUAAAAAAUUAUGGAAUGGAUCUAUUAAGUACAACUUUAAGUGGUGUUUCGUGUAGUGAUGGUGGCUAUCUCUCCAUCUCUCAGUGUACAUUUAAUCUGUAUGGCUGGAAUACUCCUUGUUAUAGUGACUCUUAUGAUGCUACAGUAACCUGCUAUACUACUAGGAUCUGGGAUGAUCCCUUCCCUGGGAUGAUACGUCUUCAAGGAGGAAACUAUUCUAAUGUAGGACGUCUUGAGAUCUUUUGUAAUGGACAAUGGGGGACCAUGUGUGUGGAUGGAUUCGAUGGAACUGAUGCCCUUACUUUAUGCAAGCAACUGGGAUAUAAUUCAUAUCAUAGAUACUACCCUACAAUUUAUCCUGCUAACUCCAGUCAGCCUAUAUGGGGCAAUAACAUGAGGAGCACUGUCAAUGAGCAAUGCUAUGGAGCUUCUAAUUCAUGUCCAGGAUCAUCAGUCUCUACCUGCUCUCACUCCAGUGAUGUUGCUCUAGAGUGCAAGUGGAAACAACAUAAUGCCGGCAGACAAAGAACGACUCUAGCAACUUGUAUGGGGCUGAUUAAGCCUCUUACAGUUACCAAUGGAGCUGUGACCCUCCUAAGACAUAGUGUCGAUGGGCCUACGAUCUACUCUGGCAUUGUCCGUGUGUAUGUUAAUGGUUGGGGUAACAUUUGUAAUGAUGAUAGUUUUGGUCUCUCUGAAGCUAAUGUCAUUUGUCAUCAGUUGGGAUACACUGGAGCCUCUAGCUACUCUAAGGCUGGAGUGGAAAGUUUUGGUACUGAUCAUGUGUCAGCAAAAUGGGAUGACUUCAACUGUGAUGACAGUAACUUUUUGUCUGUUGCUCAAUGCACCUACUCUACUGCCAUUGAUAGUGACUGUAGCUCUGAUUCAACUGAUGCUACAGUGACUUGCUAUUCAAGCAAGUUGUGGGAUAGUAAUCCUUACCCUGGUAUGGUCCGUAUAACUGGUUACUACUCUAAUGAAGGUCUGGUUGAAGUAUAUUGCAAUGGACAGUGGGGGACAAUAUGUAGCAGUGGUUUUUAUGAUGAUGAUGCUAACGCAAUAUGCAGGCAACUGGGAUAUGAGUCUUUCUCGCAAUAUAACCACUUGACUACAAUAGCUCGUAAUUAUAGUCAGCCAGUGUGGAGUACUGAGAUGAGCAGUAGAGAAAACACUUGCUUUGGAUCUAUGAACAGUUGUCCCUCUCAUUCACUGAAUGCUAGCUGUGCAAUUUAUUAUAAGACUGUUACUAUUUCAUGCAAAGAGAACUCAAGGUAUCUCAUAUAUGGUAACACUGUCUCAACAUGCUCACAUAAAAUAAUAGAUGACUUACCUGUGGGGACUAUUAUUCUCACACAAAAGGGCCUCCCCUCUAAAUCCUAUUCUUCCGGUAUAAUAAGAGUCUAUGAUAAUGGUUGGGGUAACAUCUGUGGUGGCCCUGGGAGUGGGUUUGGUCAAUCAGAGGCUAACGUGGUAUGUCACCAGUUGGGAUACACCGGAGCUGCAUCUUAUUCAUAUUAUGGAGAAGCUGGUUAUGGAGAAGAUUCUCUUUAUACUAAAUGGGGUAAUCUCAGUUGUGGUAGUAAUGAUGGACUAUCAGUUGCUCAAUGUUCUUAUUCCACUGUUAUCAGUCCUGGCUGUCAGAAAGACUUUUAUGAUGCUACAGUCUCCUGUUAUAGGACUAGAAUCUGGGACAGUUCAGUGUACACUGGAAUGAUACGUCUACAGGGAGGGUAUUACUCUAAUGAAGGUCGUGUUGAGCUAUACUGUAAUGGACAAUGGGGAACAAUAUGUAACAAUGGGUUUGAUUCUACUGAUGCCAACACACUCUGCAGGCAACUAGGAUAUGAUACUUAUUACAAAUACAACAAUUUAUCAAUCACUGCUGCUACUAAUAAACCAAUAUGGGUCACCAACAUGAAGAGUAAAUCCAGUGAUACUUGUUUUUCUUCAAGUAAUUCCUGUCCAACUGAACCAGUUACUACAUGCUCUCACUCUAGUGACGUUACCCUCUCGUGUGGUGAGAGUUCAGAAUCUGUGAAGACUAGUACACAAUGUUAUAAUCCAGAGACUGCUAGCCGUGGAACAGUAGUACUAUAUCAAAGAGGGACUGCUUCAAGCUCUUAUUCCCAUGGUAUAGUGCGGGUAUACUUCAACAGUGGAUGGGGAAAUAUAUGCGACUACUCUUAUAGCCAGUCUGAGGCCAAUGUUGUUUGUCAUCAGUUAGGAUACAGUGGUGCUUCAAGUUAUUCUACAGCUGGAGAUGGAGGAACCUAUGGGACAGACCCCAGUGCAACUAAAUUGACUAAUUUAUAUUGUGCUAGAGGGGAAUACUUGACAUUGCUACAGUGCUCAUAUGUAAAUACUACUAUUAGCUUAUACUGCAGCUAUGAUUCACAUGAUGUUACUGUUCAAUGCUACUCCACAAGGAUCUGGAAUGCUAAUGUAUUCUAUGGUAUGAUCCGGCUUCAAGGAGGCAUUUAUUCAAGUGAAGGUCGUGUUGAGAUAUACUGUCAAGGCCAGUGGGGAGCUAUCUGUAGCAUUGGCUUUACCUCAAGUGAUGCUAGCACUAUUUGCAGGCAGUUAGGAUACACUGACUAUGAGAGCUACAACAAUUUAUCUCAACCUACUGAUAGUAGUCAACCAAUCUGGGCUGGUACUAGCUCAAGGUUUUGCUAUAGUGUCUGCUCAAAUUAUACUUAUUGCUCUACCUCACAUCAAAUCUCAGUUUCGUGCGUAUACUCUUUGUCAUCGAGCAACAAUUUUGCUACAGUAUAUAAUUGUAGUAAUGGUGCUAUUGCUACACCUACAGAUUCAUCAUCAACAGAUAGCACUAUUAGUCUUACAAAAGUUCUAAUUAUUGCGAUUUCUGUUAUGAUUGCCAUUGCUGUUCUAACAGUCCUAACAGUACUUACUGCACUAUGUGUUGUGUUUAUUGUUAGAAAAAAGAUACGGAGAAGCAGUGCCUCUGGUACAGUGAGGUAUACAACAGUUGCAGUUGAAGAUGCAGAUUCAGAACAACCUAUUGCAUUACCACAGUAUCAGUAUGCAGCAUUGCCGUGUCAUGCACCACAGCAGCAGCAGCAAAGUACUGCUCCAGUACUGCUCCAGAGUACUGCUCCAGAGGAACAGCAUCAACCAGAGGAGGAGAGUCCAAUGGAACUAGCUUCAUCUAAAGAGGCUGUUGUUGAGAAGUUGGAUGAAACUACAGGAGAUAAUAUUUCCGAGGACAGUUUGAUUCUAAAUGUAUCUAAUGAGCAGGAGCUCCUACUGAAAUCUUGAUUAUCACAGCAAUCAUACUUUAUGUGCUCUAUAUAUUUCUGUCAUUUGUAUGUAGUGGUCUCUUAUUGUUAGUUGCUAUUAUAAAGUUCUUGCAGUUGCAAGCUACAACU
This is a messenger RNA of Amphimedon queenslandica, 4403 nucleotides long. RefSeq names its product deleted in malignant brain tumors 1 protein-like. Gene Ontology annotation, cellular component: membrane. The record is from RefSeq and is a predicted model, not a curated record. The transcript is spliced from 26 exons. The coding region runs from base 16 to 4293 and encodes 1425 amino acids. Lineage: Eukaryota; Metazoa; Porifera; Demospongiae; Haplosclerida; Niphatidae.